GAAGAUUUCUAAAUGUCAUAGUUCCAGCUGAAGAUAAAUAAACACGUUUAUCCUCAAAUUAUAUAAAACGCUAAUAAUCACAGUGUUUAUAAUGGAUGUGAAGCAAGAACUAGAAGAUGUUUUAAUUAAAGAGGAAACUUUUGAUUUCAAAGAACAUGAAAUCAAACAGGAAAACGACGCAUACUAUUUACAACAAACAUGUGAUAAUGUUAAAAUUAAAAUGAAUGAGAUGAUUUAUGACGAAGACCUAAAGUGUAAAUUGGAAACAGAUGAGAAUGGGAUGCACUCGGAUGAAACUAACUUUGGUAAUCAUUUUAAUGCUGGUUCGAGUAUAGGUCCAGUUAAUGAUCAGGCAAGAUUAUUAUUUAAAAUGAAUCGAACGUUAUUUACUGAAAAUCAAAUUGACUGUUUAAAGGAAGCAACUGUAUCUCGUCGGAAGCAUAACAAGUUUGAAGGUAUUUCCAUUUGUAAAUUAUGUGGAAACUUGUAUGUAAGAAAAUUUUACCUCUACCAUCACCAUUUUACUCAACAUCUUGUCAAGAAACCUCUUCGUAACAUAAUUCAGAAACAAAAGUUCAGAUUAAAACAAAAUGUAGUAAAAGAAUCUGUUCAAACAAUGAGUAUAUUAAAGAUGAAACAUGCAAAUAAAAAUAAAUUUCGUGUGGAUCGGUUGCAGGUUUUGUAUAAUCAAAUUAAAUCAUGUGCAACAAAAUCCAGAAGUGAUAUUCCUCCAAAAUCUUCUACAUCUUCCAGUUUAGUUGAAUACAAGAAUAUUUGCAUUGGCAGAAAAACAUUUGAAUGUAAUAUUUGUUCAAAAAGUUUCUUGCAGAAAUCUUAUUUGAGUAGACAUUUGCUAAUUCACACAGGAAAAAAGCCAUUCAAAUGUGACAUUUGUUUGAGAACUUUUACAUUUAAAAGUACUUUGAAUACUCAUUUACGUAGUCACACGGGGGAAAAACCAUUCAAAUGUGAUAUUUGUCCAAGAACUUUUUCACAUAAAAAUAGUUUAACCACACAUUUACGUUAUCAUACAGGGGAAAAGCCAUUUGAAUGUAACAUAUGCCUAAAACAGUUUUCAGAAAAAGUAAGUUUAACAAGACAUGUUCGUUGUCACACUGGGGAAAAACCAUACAAAUGCGACAUUUGUUUAAAAAUUUUCUCACGGAAAUCUAGUUUGAAUGUACAUUUGUUGAGUCACACUGGAGUAAAACCAUACAAAUGCGACAUUUGCUCAAAAACUUUUUCACAAAAAAAUAAUUUAACAACACAUAAGCGAUAUCAUACAGGGGAGAAGCCAUUUAAAUGUGACAUUUGUUUAAAACAGUUUCCAGAAAAAGUAUGUUUAACAAAACAUGUUCGUACCCACACUGGGGAAAAACCAUUCAAAUGCGACAUUUGUUUGAAAACUUUCUCACAAAAAUCUCAUUUAAAUGUCCAUUUGCUAAGUCACACCGGAGAAAAACCAUUCAAGUGCGACAUUUGUUUGAAAACUUUCUCACGGAAAAAUAAUUUCAAAAUACAUUUGCUAAGUCACACUGAGGAAAAGCCAUUCAAAUGCGACAAUUGUUCAAAAACUUUCUCACAAACACAUUACCUGAAAGUACAUUUGCUAAGUCACACCGGAGAAAAACCAUUCAAAUGCGACAUUUGUUCAAAAUCUUUCUCAAGGAAAGAUAAUUUCAAAAAACAUUUGCUAAGUCACACUACAGAAAAACCAUUCAAAUGUGACAUUUGUUUAAAAACUUUCUCAUAUAAAUCUAGUUUGAAUACUCAUAUACGUAGUCACACAGGGGAAAAACCUUUCAAAUGCGACAUUUGUUUAAAAACUCUAUCGCGGAAAUCUAGUUUGAAUGUACAUUUGCAAAGUCAUACUGGGAAAAACCUUUUUAAAUGCGAAAUUUGUUCAAAAACUUUCUCACAAAAAUCUAAUUUGAAUGUACACUUGCUAUGUCACACGGGAGAAAAACCAUUCAAAUGCGAAAUUUGUUCAAAAACUUUCUCACUAAAAUCUUAUCUUAAAGAACAUUUGUUAAGUCACACUGGAGAAAAGCCAUUCAAAUGUGACAUUUGUUUGAAAACAUUCUCAAAAAAAUAUCAUUUGAAUAGACAUUUACCGAGUCACACUGUAUAAGAACAUAUCAAAUGUGAUGUUUGUUCAGAUUUGUUUGCAUCUAAAUAUCGUUUGGUUAGGUUAAACACAUUUUCAAAUUAAAAUGAUUUUUUAAAGGAUUUAGACAUAAUUUGUUGUACCCCUAUGCCCAACCCACAUUUGAAUUUCCCAUAAUUUUGGCUUACUACGGAACCAUGCUGUCACAAUCUAAAGACCCAAGACACUGGUCAGCUCUAAGGCUCUUCAGUUUGGAGAGACAUAUCCACAACAUUUUGGUACAGGGUUUCCAGUAGAUUGUUAUUUUCUAUUAGAAUUUAAUUAUAUAAUAUAGUUUGCUGUACAUUAAAUUUAUAUUUUGUAAUAAUAAAUGAUAAAAUGACAAAAUACAUU
Messenger RNA from Diorhabda sublineata, 2500 nucleotides. RefSeq names its product zinc finger protein 260-like. The record is from RefSeq and is a predicted model, not a curated record. The coding region runs from base 92 to 2131 and encodes 679 amino acids. Gene Ontology annotation, biological process: regulation of transcription by RNA polymerase II. NCBI's taxonomy places the organism in Eukaryota, Metazoa, Arthropoda, Insecta, Coleoptera, Chrysomelidae. Gene Ontology annotation, molecular function: DNA-binding transcription factor activity; RNA polymerase II cis-regulatory region sequence-specific DNA binding. The transcript has 3 exons.